Messenger RNA from Ilex paraguariensis (yerba mate), 1266 nucleotides. Lineage: Eukaryota; Viridiplantae; Streptophyta; Magnoliopsida; Aquifoliales; Aquifoliaceae. The record is from the annotation of a GenBank genome assembly.
CUUACUCUAGGCCAUCAAUGAACGAAGUGUUAAAGUAGAGAGAGCUAAGCCCGAACAGGCGUGGACGCACACUAGAUCAGAGCAAGUUUAGCUAGUCCAAUGGCACAAACACCUACUAGGAUGAGGCAUAGCAGGAAUUGAACCCACAUCUCAUUGAGAAAUAGAACUACGACUCAACAUAAGGCGAAGAGAUUUGCUCACAAUCAAAGGAUGGAUGCACCCGUCGGCCUCAAAUGGACGAGACAGAGCGCAAUUUAGGGGGGCGAAAACUCAAAGAUGUGGAGGUCUAGACAAGGCUAGAGCCAAGCAUAAAGAUGGAUCCGGGGAGGGAGAUGGGGGCGGUGCCGCGGAAUGCGUUGCGCUUGGUGAUGCAGUACACCGAGCAUCACCCUCGGUUGUGUAUGCGGUGUUGGACUUAGGGACUCUUGAACUUGAAGAUGGGAUUGUACCUGUCGACUGAACGAUGGGAGGAUAAAUCCUUUUAAGGGCGCCUAUUUACUAACCUAUUUUAUUGCGCUUGCUUGGCUUUCUCUUACCUUCGCUUCACUUGUCCCAUAUACUUAGAGCAAGAGGAAUUGGGUUGGUGAACAAUGAAUCCACUUGCACUUACUUAUUUUAGUGGUAGUUCGAGCUCGCUUCUCAUACCCUUAUUGCUACUGCUUGAGUAAACUUUCUGUCCCAAGCCAGUUAAAAAACUACAAGCGUAGGCUUUUCUUAGAGCUGAGAAAUUACAGGGCAAGCCUUUUUUUCAGCUGAACAAGAAAAAAAAAAGAUAUGAUAUAGAAACAGCCCUAGCAACAGCAAGGAGUAAUAUCUCAUCUUUCAACAGAAGGAAAGAACACUAGAACACCCUGUCUACCCCCUAAAAAAACUUCUGCUAUUGAAGAAAUCAGAAAAGAUUGGUUCGCCUCCUUUAUCCCCAGUUUAGAAACCUGCCCGGCACGGAAAUGAGAGAUUUCAUUCGGAGACUUCUACUACUGAGUGUUCAGCCUAGUUUUACUCUGUCGUCGUUCCCGUUUCGUAGGAAUAGAGUAGUCAAAGUAAUUGUGCCUAUCACUGUUGGCCGCCAAGAGUCACUCAAUGCUUUAGUACUACACUACUCAGCUUGUUAUAGUUCAUUAGUGGUCUAAAGUCUAAUCCUUCUUAUCCGGCAAGCAAGCAAGGAAACUAGCUCUUGCCAUCCCUUCUAAUCGCCACCACACAAGCUAUGAUAUAAUCUGUUUAUACCUCACUCAGUUUAGUCAGAUUAUGCUGGAAGAUAUGGUU